Messenger RNA from Lytechinus variegatus (green sea urchin), 3826 nucleotides. RefSeq names its product ER degradation-enhancing alpha-mannosidase-like protein 1 (gene edem1). Gene Ontology annotation, biological process: carbohydrate metabolic process; endoplasmic reticulum mannose trimming; mannose trimming involved in glycoprotein ERAD pathway. The transcript is spliced from 13 exons. Gene Ontology annotation, cellular component: endoplasmic reticulum; membrane. Gene Ontology annotation, molecular function: mannosyl-oligosaccharide 1,2-alpha-mannosidase activity; calcium ion binding. The coding region runs from base 131 to 1879 and encodes 582 amino acids. Lineage: Eukaryota; Metazoa; Echinodermata; Echinoidea; Temnopleuroida; Toxopneustidae. The record is from RefSeq and is a predicted model, not a curated record.
AGACUAAACAUGAGACCUCCUACUAUAUGUGACGUAAUCACAACAAUCCAGUAGUUCCGUGACACUUGGCAUUUUUCUGAGAAUAACCAAGGAAAAUAUUAACAACAUCAGGAGUCAUGAAGUGCUGACAAUGGUCCAGUCCAAUGUAGCUAUGACAUUUUUCAGUUUUUGUUCGUUUCUUGGAUGGUUUUUGUACAUUUUGGUCGUGUUUACUUCGCAAGGACAGAGUUAUGUUUCGUCGUGGUUUUCGAACUCGUUAUUUGUGCGAAAGCGAAUGUCAAUAUGGCACGACCAUAAAUAUUACCAUUUUCCUGAAUCAGAAAGAUUGCGACGAAUUGAGGACGUUAAACGAAUGUUUCAAUUUGGCUACGAUAAUUAUAUGAAAUAUGCAUUUCCUUUAGAUGAAUUAGAUCCUAUACAUUGUACCGGUCGGGGCCCAGAUCGAGAAAAUCCGGGAAAUUUAAAUAUUAAUGAUGUUCUUGGAGACUAUUCAUUGACAUUAAUAGACAGCCUAGAUACUCUUGCAAUAAUUGGGAAUGCUAGUGAAUUCCAGAAAGCUGUGCAGCUUGUUUCAGAUACAGUUUCAUUUGAGAGAAAUUCCACCGUCCAAGUAUUUGAAUCAACAAUAAGAAUAAUUGGAGGAUUAUUAUCAGCCCACCUGCUUAUAUUAGAUCCCAACAAACCAUUAGGGGAUCUAGCGCCUCCAGACUAUGAUGACAACCUACUUCAUCUCGCACAUGAUCUUGCCACAAGACUUCUUCCAGCUUUUGAAAACUCUACAACAGGGCUUCCCCAUCCAAGAGUGAAUUUAUGCACAGGUGUCCCUGAAGGAGGGGUCCAGGAAACAUGCACUGCUGGAGCUGGGUCCUUGCUCCUGGAGUUUGGGCUCCUUAGUACCCUGGUUGAGGAUCCUGUCUUUGAAAGCCUUGCCAGGAAGGCAAUGACUUCAUUGCUUGAGAGAAAGUCAAAUCAAACUGGCUUGCUUGGUAAUGUGAUGAAUAUUCAGACAGGCCAAUGGGUUGGAGUUCAAAGUGGUCUAGGAGCGGGGCAAGAUUCCUUCUAUGAGUACCUAUUGAAGAGUUUCAUCAUGUUUGGGGAUCAACAGUACCUUCAUGCAUUCAAUGAACUAUACAGCAACGUCAAGAAGUACAUGAGAAAAGGACGUAAACUCUGCAGAUCUGGUGUUGGCGAUAGUCCCUUAUACGUGAAUGUGAACAUGAACACAGGAAACCUUAUGAACAAUUGGGUCGAUUCAUUACAGGCAGCGUUUCCUGGAAUCCAGGUACUGGCUGGCGAUUUGGAUGAAGCUAUAUGUACACAUGCUUACUACUAUGCCAUCUGGCGCAAGUUUAGUGCCCUCCCGGAGAGGUUUGAUUGGUCCCGUAAGAAUGCUAAUGUACUCUUUUACCCUCUGCGUCCAGAGCUUGUAGAAUCUACUUAUCUUCUAUAUCAGGCAACUGGCCAUCCGUUCUACCUCUUUGUUGGGAGCGAUAUAAUGGAUAGCAUUGAGACAUACACAAAGGCCAAAUGUGGAUAUGCAACUCUUCAUAAUGUUAUCACCAAGACAAAAGAAGACAGAAUGGAGAGUUUCUUCCUUAGUGAAACAUGCAAGUACCUUUACCUGUUGUUUGAUAGAGAUAACUACAUCAACCGAGCAGCUUCUAGGUAUAUAUUCAACACUGAAGGUCAUGUGCUUCCUAUCAAGAGCCAGUAUAGAUCUAAGGAUUGGUGGCAAUAUAACACUGAUAGCUGUUUAUUCAACAAGUCAUGUGAUAAAGGAAAGGAUCAAAAUAAUACAGAGUGCAUCGGUGUAUCAAAGCAUUCACUGCCCCUUGACAUCUCGUAUCUGGAUCAGAUUGAUCACAUGGUCGGAAUAUAGCUGAAUCUCAUUGCCAGUAAGAUUGCCACUUCAAGAACAUUUAAUAGUAAUGUGUUACAUCACUGAGUGGCCAACUCUUAAUCCAUGCACAAAGUCAAUAGAGAAGCAGAUGUGUCCUCAGAUAAUUAUGAAAUAGCAGCAUCAGAUGAUUAUUUUUUUACAGUAUUUACUUUUACAUAAUUUAUUACUUGAUGAUGAUGCCUUUCAUUUUGUCAAUUGUUUAUUUUAAGGAUUUUGAUCAUUUAAUAUUGAUUAGUUAGAAUUGAGUUCUAUGGGGUGAGAGAGGGGGAUAGACUUGAGCAAAAUAAUCUAUAAGACCAUACACUCUGUUAGACAUGAUACAAGAAGCUAUACAACAAAACUCAGCAAAAUUUUUGUGUACAAAUCCAUGGUACAGAGCUAAACAAAAUUAGUCCUUCACUAGAAUUUGUCAUGACUUAAUAAUGCCAAUAUUUUCCUUUGUCAUAACUGUACAACUUUGGAUAAUUUGUUGAAGCUGUGUGGAGCCAAAAAAUACCAUAUCUUUAUGGAAAUGUUGCUGAGCUUUGUUGUGCCAUACAUGUAUCUGAACAAGGCUUUAUUAUGAGGCACUUUGUCAAUAGCCAGAGUCUGGUCUUUUGAGCAGGAAUCCAGCAAGCAGCUAUUCAUUCCUCAUUUUUUUCAUCAUAGACAAGAUAAUGGGAAAGCUGCUGUGAAUUCCUGAGAUAAAAUUGCCUUUGAAUGAAGAAUCCUUUACUCUCAGUGCAACAGGGUACUCUACUUAAUAAUUUGCUGCUUGAUUACAGGAUUUCUCUGUAUUCAUUUUAAAUGUGAUUACAUGUGAGUUGUUAUUUUAUCAUUGAUAUUGUAACGUUAUAUAUAAAUAAGUGAUGCUAUGAAGUAUAUUGGUGAGAGGUAGAAAGUUUAUAUAUAAAUCAUGUGCCUUACAAUUUUAUUAAGUAAAUAUUGCAUUUAUAGCUGAUGAUUCAGAAACAAUUGUGCAAGGUCAUGUGUAUUCUAAAAGUAGAGUUAGUAGUAAACCCAGAUAUUGGACAUAUCAUUUCCCUCUAGUGGAUGUUUCACUUUUAGUUGUAACUUAAAUUAAUGACUAGAUGCCAACAUGCAUCCCCUGAUCAUAAUCAUGGGGCAAAGUGUAACAUUCCAUACAGUGGCAUAAUGAACACAAAAUUCUGAGGGAACCAGAUAUGGCGGAUAAAGCAAGUUUUAUAAAUAUGUGAAUCAGGCAAAAUAUAUAACUUUGGUUUUGACAUUGUAUUCAUAAAAUAGUAUAUUUCAAUACUGUUUCCCUUUUUCUUACAAGGUCAUGAAACUAACUUUUUUUUUUUGGGGGGGGGAAUGUUUGUUUGGGGGGCUUGCCCCCCAUCCAUCUGGAUAUAAGAUUCAACCAAAACCUGCAAAAUGGUCGAGUUGAAUGUUUUUGACUCUUUGAAAAUUUGUUCUCUAGCUGGUUUGUUUUUUAGACAUUGAAAGAUGGUGCUAAUUCUUAUAACUUUGGACAUGUUUAAAUUAUUAGGAACUUAAUUUGUGAUGUACGUUUAGUGACAAAAUGGUGUUUCGUUAAGUGAUUCAUUGAAAUUACAUGUAUGUGAAACUUACACAAGGCGAAUAUGCGUCCCCUAUUGAAAGAACAAGUGGAACCAAGGAUUACAAAAUCAUCAAAUUGACAAUUUUGGUACAAUUCCUUAUACAUGAUUGAAUUACAGAGAUACAGAUAUAGUAGUUUUAAAGAUAGGAUGUUUAAUACUAAAAUGGCAAAGCUUAAAUCACUUCCAUUGAUAUUGCUUGGUAUUAUUCCAUGAUAGUAUUGUAUUAAUGUGGAUAUUUAAUUUCACAAAUUCAUACUGAGCUUGUUGAUGUGAAAGGAAAGAGUAAGCUUGAACUUUCUGAUGUACUCUAAUCCCUUGUCUGAUCAGAGCAUUCACGUGCCUCUGCAAGGAGCAUCAUUGU